CAGCCGAAGAUUUUAGAAAUGGUGAGGACAUGUGCGGCUCCAGGCUGUAGAACUGGAUACCCUUUAAAGAAAGGUGAAGCAAAUCAAGUUAGACCAAAACGAGCACUUUUCGCAGCCCCCAAAGACCAAGAAUUGUUGAAGAAGUGGCAACACAACUUACCAAGAAAAGAACUCAAGUUGAGUAAUAGCUCUUAUGUCUGUGAGUUACACUUCCUACAAGAAGAUAUCCAGAACUCCUACUUUGGAUUGUGUAAUGGUGUACCAUCUGACGUUAUUGCACUGCAGACCGUUAACAAACAUUUAAGACCAGUAGCUGUACCUGUUUUAUGGCCUGGAUGCCCAGAUUAUCUGUCAAAGAAAGAGAAACCGAAAAGGAAACCUCCCAAAGAACGAGUCCUUCCCAGCCCAGAAGCUACCAUCUUCGAUAAUGAAGAAGUUGGUUCGGGAGAUAUCGAUUUUUCUGAGAUCACCCUUGACCCAUUUCUUGUUGCUGAUCCUGAUUUAACAAGUUAAAAAAUUUUUUAGGUGUGUCUGAUAUAAAGUAAUAAAUGUAAUUAAUAUCCUACA
Messenger RNA from Daphnia magna, 567 nucleotides. RefSeq lists its product as uncharacterized. The coding region runs from base 19 to 513 and encodes 164 amino acids. The transcript has 3 exons. NCBI's taxonomy places the organism in Eukaryota, Metazoa, Arthropoda, Branchiopoda, Diplostraca, Daphniidae. The record is from RefSeq and is a predicted model, not a curated record.